Messenger RNA from Exophiala aquamarina CBS 119918, 1266 nucleotides. RefSeq lists its product as uncharacterized. Lineage: Eukaryota; Fungi; Ascomycota; Eurotiomycetes; Chaetothyriales; Herpotrichiellaceae. The record is from RefSeq and is a predicted model, not a curated record. Gene Ontology annotation, molecular function: aminopeptidase activity. The coding region runs from base 1 to 1266 and encodes 421 amino acids. The transcript is spliced from 4 exons.
AUGAAUCAAGGCCGGGAUCGACAAACCGCGACAAAGGUCGAACGACCACGGGUCCGGGAUUUGGGCUACAGCCCUGGUAAAUUUUCCCCAGGCUCGAAAAAUUCAAUACUUGACGUCGAAGGACUCCGAGUUGGGCAGGCCACCAUCCAUCGAGAUCCGGACAUCCACACUGGGCUGACCAUCAUCUUUCCACGUGACCCUGUGGAUACUUAUUCCAGGCCUUGUUAUGGAGCUACACAUAAUCUCAACGGUGUCGGAGAGCUAACAGGAUGCCAUGCUUUGAAAGAAUGGGGGUUUUUGCGCAGUCCCAUUGCGAUCACAAACACCGUCAGCGUUGGGAAAGUUUAUGACGCCCUAUUUCUUUGGGGCAUCGAGCAAGCACGAUUGAGAGGCGAAUCCGAUCUUGAGACUCUGCGACGUUUCACCAUCCCUAUCGUUGGAGAGACCUACGACGGCCUAUUGAAUGACAUUUCGGCAUCAAUCAUUGACCGGGAUGUGGUAAAUGAGGCGAUAGCAGCAGCAUCAACUCAGAGAGAGGUGCAGGAGGGUAACUAUGGAGGGGGCACGGCAAUGAUAUGUCAUGGUCACAAGGGCGGCACAGGGACCAGCUCUCGUAUCGUGCCUGGUGACGGUCGUGAUUAUACCCUUGGUGUCCUCGUACAGGCGAAUUACGGCAAGAAGGAAGAUCUCCGAAUCGGCAAUGUCCCCAUUGGUGCACUCCUCUUAGAGAACAAGACGAGCAGUCCCUUGCUUAAGCAGAGUCUGCCCGCUGGUGGAAAGGCGGUUGAGGGUAGUAAGUGCUUGCAGACGGACGCUCCCUUGCUACCUCAUCAAUUACGACGCAUCGCACAGCAUGCUGGGAUGGGCGUUACGCAGGUAAUAUUUCACGCCCAUCCAAUCUAUCUUUCAGGUUCAGCGUUAACUUCAAAACAGGUCGGGGGCCAUGCAGCUGGGCGAAAUUUCUCUGGAGAGAUCUUCCUAGCGUUCUCGACAGGCACUUCACCAGAUCAAUUGGCAGAGGCAUCGAAUGGAUUCGCGUAUCUGCCAAAGCUAGAGACGCAACCAGUGGAAACGCUCAAGAACGAGACGAUUGAUUCGCUAUUCUACGCUGUAUCGGAGGCUACCGAGGAGGCCAUCCUAAACGCCAUGUGCAAAGCAGAAAGCUUAACCGGAUUUAAUGGUGCGCAUGUAGAUGCUUUGCCAGUUGACAAGGUCAAGUCCUUGCUAGAUAGAUAUUUAAUACUACCACCUCCGCGAGUAGGGUAA